Molecule: messenger RNA, 2423 nt
Organism: Branchiostoma floridae (Florida lancelet)
Lineage: Eukaryota; Metazoa; Chordata; Leptocardii; Amphioxiformes; Branchiostomatidae
Product: acidic leucine-rich nuclear phosphoprotein 32 family member B-like
Exons: 9
Coding region: 303-1196 (297 amino acids)
Cellular component (GO): nucleus
Molecular function (GO): histone binding
Source: RefSeq, a predicted model, not a curated record
UGGCGGCGGGGUGACCGUGCAAAGGCACUGGGACACACCCAUUCAGAUCCGCCUUUUUACGUAUCGCAGCCUCAAUUCACUCCACUAGUUCGAUGCAGCCUUUCGUCGUCGUCAAAAUGGAGAAGUUUGGCAGCGAUGGUGGAGCGGGAAAAUUUUUGCCGCCGGAAAGUCCGCCGGGGUGACAGAGCUGGCGAAAAGACGCCCAAAAUGACGGAUCGGGUCAGACCGACACCGCGGAGCUGAAAAUACCCGUGCUGACGCGCGCCAAGAUCAAAGAGUUGAACCUGGACAACUGCCGGAGUAUGAUGAUCGAAGGUUUGACGGACGAGUUCACCAACUUGGAAGCACUGUCACUCAUCAACGUGGGCCUGACCAGUCUGAAGGGGUUCCCCAAAUUACCUAGCCUCAAAAAGCUGGAGUUGAGUGACAACAGGAUACAGGGCGGCUUGAAUCUUCUGUCUGGCUCGGGCAAACUCACACAUCUCAACCUUAGCGGAAACAAAAUCAAGGACUUGGAAACAUUAGAACCAUUGAAAGAUUUCCAGACCCUGAAGAACCUGGACUUGUUCAACUGUGAGGUCACGCAGAUCGAAAACUACAGGGAGAACGUCUUCAACCUCAUCCCCAGCCUCAAGUACUUGGACGGCUACGACAGAGCGGACAAGGAGGCGGAUGACUCCAGUGUAGAGGAUGAGGAUGAAGAUGACGAGGAUGAAGAUGAGGAUGGAGAGAAUGAUGACCUCGAUGGUGAGGAUGCGAGUGAGGGAGUCCUGGGGGAGGAAGAUGAGGAUUCAGACGAGGAUGAUGAUGAUGAAGAGGAAGAUGCCAUUUCCAUCACGGAUGAUGACGAAGAUGAAGAUGAUGACGAUGAUGAUGAUGAUGAGGGGGAUGAGGAUGAUGAUGAAGAUGAUGAUGGCGAGGUGGAGGGAGAAGAGGAUGAUGAGGGAGAGAGUGGAUCGGAGGUGGGGCUCGAAUACCUCUACAACAAGGACAUAGACUGGGGGCCGGGAGUUCUGCAACUUCUGCAAAUGCAGCAAAAGGAUGAAGAAGAAGAGGAAGACUUCGAGCCGGGGGAUGAUGAUGACGAGGAGGAGGAUGAAGACGAGGAUGAUGAUGAGGAGGAAGGUGAGCAGCAGCGAGGCGAGAAGCGGAAACGCGACGAUGCGGACUUGGGGGACGAAGAUGAAGAUGACUAGUGCUACACAGAGACUUAGUUUUAUACUGUAUAGACGAGAUAGCGGGGGGUAGAUACUUCUAGAGACAAGGUAUGAGUUGAUUGUGGUCGGUCGAUAACUCCUCUUGGCUCUUAUCUACAAUGUUUGGAAGGGACCAUAGAUACAGUGUAAGUAACUGUUACUACCUGUUCAAAACAACCGGCUUCAGAGAUCAAGCUCAAGAUGAGUUGUUGGUUGCCAUCAAUAAACUUGGUUCAAGGGGUUGGGGGAGAAAUUGAUUUGUUGGUUAGCUGAGGCCUCAAUUGACGUCAGCUAUAGGAUACCGCUAGGUCCCAUUUCUCCAGUUUUGUAUGUACAUACAUAUCUUGAAUAGCUUACUAUUAAUGUUGGUCAUUUCACUGGUUUGAUAAAUGUGAGUUUGCAGUUAGCAAAAGAGUCCGCUUGUUCAAUUUGCCGCUGAGGUAUUUGUUCCAUUCCUUCUGCUGUGCAUGCGAUCUUCAGAAAAUGAAGACGACCAUGGUGCGAUCACCCCACUUCUCCCCCCGCAUCCCUGCCGCUCAAAGAUGCUUGCGGGUUCCAGACGGGUGUAUAAAGUUCUGUACAAAAUGUUGAGGAUCCAAUGAAAGCCAAUUGGUGAUUUUAAGGUGCAGAAAAAAAUGUAUAUUUUUAUUGUCUGUAGACGUAGCGUAGACUUCUGGGGGUAAAAAAAAUUUAAAGGCAGAGAUGUGGUAAGAGAAGAGGGUGACCGCAUCGCUAAAACUUGCUCUUACAGUUUGAGGGUGACAACAACGUAACCUGCCUAGUCAGUGUAAAGAAGGAACGGCCCCGGCAUUUCUUGCCCCCCUCCCCAUGUCGGUAUCUCCUAGCAGAUUUGUGUAUGCGUUUGCAGUUUUUCUACUUCAAUUUGUAAAGGCUUUGCACCCCAUUCCAUCUAGUGAUAGGACAACUGCUAGCUCACUACCAAAGCUUGAAGGAAAGAAUUAGUGCUGGGCAAUUAAGGAACAGUCUGCGUGGACUGUCUCCUUACAAAGUUGUAAAAUAGAGAGGAGAUGCCCAGAUAUACAUUCGUACCAAAUAGUUGUGCUUUUCUCCCUCCUGUUGUAGCUUUUGAUUAGACUUACUAAGCUUGGCAUAGAUUUUGUAGACAGGAAUACGAGUCCUAUGUUCAUUGAUUUGGAGCAUAUGUAGUCUCCGUGAUGAUUGACACAGGCAGACAUGAAUAAAAUUAAAAAUGCCAAGUCAACUGUU